Messenger RNA from Xyrichtys novacula (pearly razorfish), 851 nucleotides. The record is from the annotation of a GenBank genome assembly. Lineage: Eukaryota; Metazoa; Chordata; Actinopteri; Labriformes; Labridae.
AUGACUGUGCUCAGCUGUCUGCCCUGGAGGACCUUCACUCAGCCUGUCAACAUCUGUCACAACCGAGCACGUCUUCCCCGCCGCGGCUCUACGACGUUUCUGAAGUGCGUUCAAACUUUUACAUCAGCGGCCCUCCAGGGGACGAGUGUUACUGGAACUCUGCCUCCCUCUCACCAUCCAUCACCAUCAGGAAAAAGGUGCCAUCUGAUUGCUCGCCCUGCCACCCUCCUCCUCCUCCUCCUUUCAUUAAACCAUGGCACUGGUCCAGACACUAAUGAGUAUCGGCUCUUGUCGUUUUUCUGCAGAUGUGGCGUCUUUUCCUCCCUCAGUUGUCAUAAAGCGGUGCCGGUUAACAGCGGCGGCACAACUCUUCAAAAUGUCAGAGAGGAGACAAACGGCGAGGGAGCCUGUGGUCAGCAGUUUGGAGGGGGAGGAGAGGGGAGGGGGAGCGGCGGUGGUGGAUGUUGUAGUAAUUUAAGGUCCCGGUGAGGAAAUGCAGGUCCUCUCCAAACAUGUUGGACGUGCCUCUGUUAAUGAGCACUUUAAGUACCCUGCCAGUCCUCUUUAAACAUCCCCAUCGUGAUGCAAAGCGGGUAAAAGAGGCGCCUUUUAAAGGCAGCAUAUGGCUGCUGAGGAUCCUCACUGAUGUAUUAUCACGGGAGUCUUUCCCUCCUCGUCUCUGCUGCAGAGGACGGCCUCUGAAACUCAGCCAGAUGUCCGUGUCUUCACAGAUACAAGCCCUCCAUCCUGAUGUCUGCUGCUUUAUUGGCAGCAGCAGCGGCGGCGGCGGCGGCGGUGGCGGCGUGCAGUCGGUCCUGAAUGUUAAACCUGCUCUGACACAGCGACAGUAA